Molecule: messenger RNA, 13319 nt
Organism: Mirounga angustirostris (Northern elephant seal)
Lineage: Eukaryota; Metazoa; Chordata; Mammalia; Carnivora; Phocidae
Gene: ASPRV1
Product: aspartic peptidase retroviral like 1
Exons: 9
Coding region: 11820-12599 (259 amino acids)
Biological process (GO): proteolysis
Cellular component (GO): membrane
Molecular function (GO): aspartic-type endopeptidase activity
Source: RefSeq, a predicted model, not a curated record
GGUUGUGAUCUCAGGGUCAUGGGAUUGAGCCCUGCAUUACAGAGUCUUCUUGGGAUUCUCUCCCUGUCUUUCUCCCUCCCUAUCUGCCCCUCCCUCCCUCUAGGAUAAAUAAAUAAAAUCUUUAAAAAAAUGUGGCCAAUUUGAAGGACUAUAAAAUUCACAAGGUAUCUCAGUUACUAGAGUUACCCCAGAGCUCUAAAACUUAAUAAAGCUAGGAAGUUGAGUGAAUACUUGGAGAAUUAGAUAUCUAAUUGUCAGGAGUUGGAUAAGCAUGGUCAUGCCCUGUUGUAAAUAUUGGAAAACAUGUAAGUAUCUGAAAGCUUGGAGACAGGCAUCAUAAACUAUCUUAUCAGUGGUCUGGUUUCUGUUUUGAAUUACAGCCUGGGACCCUUUUCUACUGGGAACCACCUGUUCCUGGCUUUGUUGAUCUUUGGAUUUCCCCAGCUCUCAGUCCCUUUCAGUUUUGAAAUGAAACCUACCCCAGAGGGUGAGGUCAGGUACUGAGAGGACUUUGACAGCUCACACCAGGUUGUUUUUUUCUAGAGUCUGGUAUGUGACUGUGUGAAGUGUAAGGCUCAGCAGGCUGUGAUAUAGACUGAUUGAUGGUGAAUCAGCUGUUGGGUAAGGCCCAGGUAGUGCUAUUUCUUUGGGUAACCAGGAAAACACGUAGACCAAAUAUGUUGUCUUUCAUCCUUAGACAGUUGAAAGUUAAGAGUACAGUCAUCAGAGAUCUGCCAUGAUCUUGCUGCCUUUGGUUUACUGAAGAAGGAAAGGCAUUAUUUCAGUGUCUUUUCUCAUUUUUAGAGCCUCCUUUCUUUUCAGGAAGGAGCCAAGUCCUUGGCUUCUUUCUGCUGCUCCAGCUUCUAAACGUUUAUACUGUGCCUCCUGGAAUUGCUGCUUUGAUGUGAAGUGACUCCUCUAGAUACCCCUAGACACACAUACCCUCAUGUCCUGACCCCAACCCCUUCCCGGAAUUUGGCUUCCCUCUUCCCUUUGUUGUGAAACUGGUUUCCAUGAUACUCUAGCGCUUUGCUUGGAAUCUUUAUAAGCAGUACUGGCUCUUUCUUUAACUUAGCCCAUACCACUUCCCCCUGAUUUUGCCUGACUGUCCCCCAGCCACAUCCCUCAGUACUACAAAGCUGCUUGUAGACCUUCAAAUACUUUUUUUCUAUUGAGAUUUUUACUGGCCAGCAAGGCCACCUGAUUCCUGUCCUUAAGGUUGGCAUCUAUACUCAUUCUCCCAUGGUGGUGGUGGUGGUGGUUUUUUUAAGAUUUUAUUUUUUUAGGUAAUCUUUGCAUCAAUAUUGGGCUCAAACUCCCAACCCCAAGAUCAAGAGACGCAUGUUCUACUGACUGAGCCAGCCGGGUGCCCCAUGUUUGUUUAAGACUUUGGUGUCUGACCUCUCCUCCUGGGACUCUGGCCCAGGCUAGGGGAUUGGUGGUCAGGCUUGGCCUGGGUCUAGUGAUUCAGGGUAUACCAUGGACUUAGGGAGCUUCAUGUUAAUAUCUUAGAUGUGGGGAGAUGGGAAGCUUUAAGAUCUGAACACCAAGGCCAUUGGGAGUGGAAGGGACAAAGAAAAUUUAGCAUCUGAAACAAUGGAUAUUCUUUGUAGGCUCCCUCUUCUCCCAUUUGUAAGCUCCCAUUUAAAAAAAAAAAUUAAGAGGGUUUUUUAGAACAGUUUUAGGUUCACAGCUAAAUUGAAGGGAAGAUACAAAGAUUCCCGUUAUUACUGUACUUGAGUAAGCUCUGUGCCCAAGGUGGGGCUCAAACUCACGACCCUGAGGUCAAGAAUCACAUGCUCUACCUACCAACUGAGCCAGUCAGGCGCCCUGAGAUUCCCAUUAUUUUUUGAAAAGUUGAUCUUUAGCUUUAUAGGGAAUGUAGUAACAUAAUCUAAAAAAAAUUAAAAUCUGUAGAUUAUUUUGAAUUCUCCUGCUCCCCCCACACCCAUUUCAGUUAUUUUUGUAUUCCUCAGAGGUGGUAACCUGUUAGUGUUUGGAAUUUGUACAUACCAGACUUUUUUUCUCUGUGUUUACAUACAUAUGUAUGAACCCAGAAAAGUGUUAUUUUUGUGUCUUAUUUAUACAAAUGGGGUCACAUUUUAUGGAUCAUUUUGGUAUUUCUUUGAUUCAGUAAGGUACCUUGACAAUAUUUCAUAUUGGUACAUAAAGAUACUUCUCAUUGAUUUUGGCUACUGUAUAAUAUUUUCUAGUAUAGAUAUGCUGUAUUUAGCUAUUUUCCUAUUGAGAGACAUUAAGGUAUUUCCAAUUUUUUGUUGUUAUAAAGGAUUCUUGUUGUGUUUUAAGUGUCAGCGUUCUCUUCCUAGGCCUUUUCUUUUCUCAUACUCUUCCUGGGUGAUCUCAACCCUUCUGACAGCUCCACUUAACCAUCUACAUAUGGAUGAUGCCCAAAUCUUUCUCCAGACCAGUGUCCAGCUUGCUCAUGUGGACAGCAUCACGGGGAUGUUUUGCAUACUCGCCAUCAUGCAGCCUCCUGCUUUUCCCACUUGCCUCAUCCAGUGUCCUGUCACAUGAUUUUAUUCGUUUGAGAGAGAGAGCACAAGUAGUAGGAGAGGCAGAGGGAGAUGGAGAAGCGGACCCGCUGCUUAGCUGGAGCCCGACAUGGGACAUGAGACUCAAUCCCAGGACCUGGAGAUCAUGACCCAAGCUGAAGGCAGACGCCCAACCAUCUGAGCCAUCUAAGCGUCCCAGCCUUGCUUCAAAUCUUACAGAUCUGCAAGGCGGAAGUGUGCAUCCUAGGAUCUGUUUCCCAUGUGCUGAAAUAAGGAAUCCCAUCCAGGUGAAAAGUGGUCUUGUCACUAUAAUAUGGUAGUUGAGAAUGUGACUCUGAUAGAUGUGAUGUGAUACGGUAUGUGACUCUGGAGCCAGCCUGCGGGGGCCUGAAUUCUGACUCAGCCACUUACUGUGUGACCUUGGAUGAGGAAGCCGAGGCACGGAGCUGUGAAGUACCUAGUCCAAGGUUCCCAUGGUGGCCGUCUAGGCUUGAUCUCCAGAUAUGCUCAUGACAGUUUAAUCAAAGUGAGUACUGAUUACAGAGAUUAUGGACAACAUGAAAAUUAACUUACUGAAUUUGCAUAAAAAAUCCUGUGUCCUUCCCACAAUGGUCUCUUAGGGCUCUUUCAUUCUAUAGGCUGGACUGCUUGGGUGACAGAUUCGCUUAAAUAUGAGAGCAGACCUGAUCACUCAGAAGGACUAGGAGGAACUGCCCUCCCUAGGUGAUGCUGGGCCAGGCACUGUGAAUAUACUAGAAAUCCAAGAAAGAAGAUUUAAAGCCCAUCUUCCAUUUUACAGAUGGAAACAGGACAGCCCAGAGAUGCUAACAAGCUCAUUUAAGAGUGCCUGUUGUUAUGUAUUUACCAGCACACCACUGGGCAGAUUGCCUUAGGCUGAGGAGUGACCAGAGACCAGAUUGGACUCUUUGGAAAGAUUCCCAGAAGAGGGAGGGAAUCACCAAUGGAAAGAAGCUUCCAUCAGUGGAGGGACUAGGGGUGGUAAAUAAAAAUGUUUGAAUGCCACUGUUCAGCAGCUACAGACAAUCGCCAGGCCUGAUAUUCCAAGUCUGGAGGAGAGAGUGACUGCUGAGGAAGAGCAGGGUGAAGGUGAGCAGGGUUUGGAGGACGCCCAGCUUAUGGAUGAACAGAGGGAACAAUAUGAGCAAAGACAGAAAGACCAUGACUUUCAUGCCUAGUUUGUGUCUCCAACUUUAAGAGGGCCUGGGUGAUGCCACUGGGAGCUUGCAGGCGGCAUAAGGGUUAUAGUCCCUGUGAUGGGAGCUUAGGGGGGAGCCCCUAAUUCUGCCAGGGAAAUCAAGGGAGACUUCCUAGAGGUGGCAGUGCCUCAGAUGGGAAGAGUUGGGGUUGUCCAGAAGAACAGGCUUGUGGGGAAGGCUUGCCCGGUCAGAUGAAUGGCUUAUGAAAAGGCACAAGCAAGCCCAUCAUGUCUGGGGAACCAUGAGCCACUUGGUGUAGGCGGAGCAUGAAUUAGGGAGGAGGCCUUCAUGUGCUAUGUUGUGAGUUGAGAUUUUAUCUUGGGAUGAGUAGCUAUGGAGGAUUUUGAGCAGAAGGAUGACAUGAGUGGACUUACAUCUCAGGACUCGGGUGGCUGUGAGGAGAGUGGAUUAAUGGGGAGGAGAUCUGCAGCACCAUCACUGCCAUGGUGGGGCCUGUGAAGGAAGGCAGUGGGGUUGCAGGGGCAGGAGGACUCGGGAGGAGGAGCCGCCAGCUGUGGCCACCCGUCCACGAGGGAUUGGGCUCUGAGAAGAGGGAGGAGGUGAGGGUGCCCCCGCUGUGGCUGACUCAGGAAACUGGCUGGGUGGUGGUACGUUUUACCCAGAAAAAGAACACAGGGGGCCACAAGGGCCUGGGGAGAAGAUAUAACGAGUUCACUGUUGAAAGGGGCGCCUGGCUGGCUCAGGUGAUAGAGCAUGUGACUCUUGAUCUUGGGGUCAUGAGUUUGAGCCCCAUGUUGCAUGUAGAGAUUACUAAAAAAACCCACAAAACUUAGAACCAAAUGGAAGCGGCAGCUAUAGGUGGAUGUGGCGGUGGGCAGCGGGAGCAAAGCAGAGAGGUUAGGCCCGGGGUACAGUCUGGGGAGAGUGCAGAGUGAGAGAGAGGGUGCUAUCGAGGGGAGAAAGGAGCCCACAGGAGACUGAGGAGAGUGGUCUUGGAGGCACAAGAUCCAGAAACUUGGGUCCCGGGUGCCAAUGGGACAGAAAAGACUUAGGAGGAAAAGCAGUGAUACAGAUGCUUCAGAAAAUCAAAUUCCUUGAAGGAGCCAUGGGAUGUGGCCACUGGGAGGCCACUGACAUGCUGGGCCAGGGUGCAGUGGGGGGCCGGGGGGCAGGAGCCAGGGGCUUUGGGGGUGAGUGGGGUGACACAAUGAGGCAGGCAGGAAGCAGGGCUGCACCUUUGUGCAAAUCAGAAAGGUGGGUUCCUUCCUCCAGGCCCUCAUCCCGGCACACUGGCCUGGCCAGAGGAUGCAGGCUGGACUUCAGCCCUUCUAGGCAAUGGGAAGGAAGGAGAGAAGGAGUCAUUGACCAAGGGGGGUGCUGGACCAUGUGAGGGAUUUAUUUUUUAAGACAUGAGAGACUGGUGCAUGUUGACUUGGCUGAGGAAGGGGAACCCAUGACAAAAAAAAAAAGUAUAGGACAGGGACAUCUGCAACAAGCAGUUGGUCGGGGCGGGGGGGCGCGCAGCCAGGCAGGAAGGUGCACGCCUCUGGUGCAUCAGGGGCAAGGCUGGUGUUGCUACCAUGAGGAUGGGGCCGGGACUGAGGAGAAGCAGGGUUGUGUGCUGAGCCCAGAGCCUGGGGCCCAGUGUGCAGGUCAGUCCUGCUGGCAAGAGUUAGCUGAGAAUCUCUUCAGGGGGGCCUGGGAGAGGAUGCCGAGCAGGGACACUGAGACACAGCUGAGACUGCCUGUCCCGGGGGACCAGUGGUUGCAGUGCCCAGGACUGGGUGACAUCUAGACUGCCCAGGCUUUGGGCCUAGAACUGGGCAGACCAGGCUGGAGAGGGUCUUGGCACAGAGCUUUAGUUUACUUAUUUUACUUUUUACUAUGGAAAAAUUUCAAACACACCCAAAAGUUGUGGGAAACUGAAAUGAACUCUCUUGUACCUAUCAUUAACCUUCAGUGAUUAUUAUGAUUGUCAAUGUUAUUGUAUGACUUCCCCCUGUAAGUACCUUUUUAAAAACUUUACAAAAAUAAUUUAGUAGAUUUUAUUUUGGGGGUGCCUGGAUGGCUCAGUUGUUAAGCGUCUGCCUUCGGCUCAGGUCAUGAUCCCAGGGUCCUGGAAUCGAGCUCCCUGCUCAGUGGGGAGUCGGCUUCUCCCUCUCCCACUCCCCCUGCUUGUGCUCCCUCUCUUGCUUUGUCUCUCUCUGUCAAAUAAAUAAAUAAAAUCUUUUUAAAAAACAGAUUUUAUUUUAUUUUUUAGCGAAGUUUUAGGUUGACAGCAACAUUGAGCAAAAGGUAUAGAGAGAUUUCCCACAUAUCCCUGGUUGAAAACUUUAUUUGGAAAUAAUUUUAAGCUUACAGAAAUGGUAAGAACAAGUUUCUUUAUUUUUAAAUAAUUUUUUUCUUAUUAGAGAAUAUAUAUAUAUAUAUAUAUAUAUUUUUUUUUUUUAAAGAUUUUAUUUAUUUAUUCAGGAGAGACAGAGAGAGAGAGAGAGAGGCGGAGGGAGAAGCAGGCUCCCAAGGAGCAGGGAGCCCGAUGUGGGACUCGAUCCCAGGACCCUGGGAUCAUGACCUGAGCCGAAGGCAGACACUUAACCAUCUGAGCCACCCAGGAGCCCCUAGAGAAUAUAUUCUCAGAAUGUAUAUGGAAGAAAAUUAAGAUCAUUCAUGAUCCUACCACCCCAAAAUAAGUACUAUCACUGUUUUGGUGUAUUUCCUUCCAGUCUUUUUUCUGUGCUUUUACGUACAUAAUUUUUAACUGGAUUUUUUUAUCCAGAAAAUAACUCCAUCCCCCAAAACCUUCCUGUCUGGUGUGUCCAUAUGAACUGGCUCAGUCCCAGGGCCCUCACCCCCAAAGCCCUCCACAGAGACUGCAGAGAGCAACCACAACUGAUUCAAGUCUGUGGUUUGUGGGUGCCCUCAUUCUUUGGUUUCAGUGCCAAUGCAGGUUUCCCCUUAACAUUCCUUUCAUUUUUGUUUUUCUUGAGUAAUAUAGGUUGAUUUCCGUGGGAUGAGUUGCCCAGUGCUCCUUGGACCACUGUCUUGCCCACCUUCCACACUCAUCUCUGGAUUCAGGGCAUCUGUGUCUGAGCCUGUCUCCCCAACUCACCUGAGCACGGUGUGAGGGUAGGGCCCCGCUGAUUCAUCUCAAUGUGAGGCCCAGUUGGCCUCAAGAAAUAUGUAUGGAAUUGAAUCAACCCACUUAUUUGGCAUUGCCCAUCCCCAUUUAUGCUGCAGACUUGCCUUACGCUAAUUUACAGCCGGCAGCAUGGUGUCUGGCACAGUGGGUGCUCAAUGAAUGUUUGUUACUGCUACUCCCAAUAACUUGGGGGUUUCUGUACAUGUUAGGGCUCUGCUGUUUUUCCUCCUUCCCUUUCCCGCCUCCCCCCACUUCUUCCAGAUGGCAAAGAAAUGACACCACUUUGACAUGCCAGAGGGAAGGUGCCCCCGCUUUGUCUCCGUCUUCUGUAAGUUAGGAGCAAAUCUAAGUUGGCAGUGGAUUCACAAGAAGGAGCUCCCUGCUCUGAGGCUGUUUUAUAUGUUUGCAUUGCUCACAAUACCAGUUAUCAUUAGCAGCAAUUAAAACUAUUUCAGGAUCAGUUCAAAGCUGCCUUUGAGGUAUUUUAAGUUGGACCAAAGUCUCCAUGUGUCUAGCUCUAAGCCAAGUUUCCUGGUGUCAUUAGAAGCCCACUUGUAUUUGGAGAAUACCCAAUCUGUAUAUUUUGAUUGCCUGAAUGUUUCAUAAAUUUCAGGGGUGUUUGCCACAAGUGGGUCAGUGUCCCCAGAGCUGUUGAGACUCUCUUACAAGUCCCACUCCCACCCUCAACUAAGUGAAGGGGACCAUGGAGAUGGGAGAGGAGGAGGGGGUCUGCCGGGCCCCUCUGGCCAGGCAGAACCCCUGGGCUCAGAGGGAGAGUGGCAGAAAUCAGAGCAGGAAGAGAUGAGGGCUUGGGUUAGGGUGGGGGCAUCAGGGCUUGGGAAGAAGGUGGGAACCCAAUUGGAGGGCAUGUUGUGGGGAGGGGAAAAGGGAGGCCUUCAGAACACCUUAAGUGAUAUUCAUAUUUGAUUGAAAGAUAAACAUAGGGAAAGAACCAAUUUCGGCCUAUUAGACUUGUAGGAAGUCAGUCAGUAAUGUGUUCUGACUCUUGGCCAUGGCCCUGACCCCAGGCCUGGAGGACUGGCAAUAGCACUGAGGCCUGAGAUCACUGUUCUGGAAACACCUCCAGGACCCUUUGGGACCCUCCAGGGCCCCCAUUGGCACCAGGCAUCUAGCUGCCGGCUGACAGAGUGGGUUCAGCUGGUGGACUGUGCUGGGCGGUUUUCUGGUAGAAGGGUUCUGAACUGAUGGUAAGGGAGGGUGAGGGCAAUCCAAAUGGGCAAAGAGAGGUUCUGGAGAACUGGGCAAGGGCCCCACGGGCAGAAGUGCCUGUUUGGUCAGGGCAGUGGCAGGGACCAAGAAGGAGGACCAGUUAAGGAAAAGCUCUCUCUGCUAAGUGCCUUUAGCCAUGACUGUUGUGAGGACUGGGUACUUCCUGCUUGGGAACGGCGGUGCUGGUAGUCUGAGGCUUGGUGGUUUGAGAAUAGGGAACCUGCUGGUGCCUUGGGUUUCCCCACAUGUGUUGCUUUGGUCAGAGCCCACCAGCCCCACCUUGGUCUCUGAUCUGAAUCCCUAAUUAGAUUUUUGUGCAGAAUUCACCUCUUUGCCCUUCUUUUCAGCUUGAAGACCCGAUGCCAGGCCCCAUGAAGCAGAAUGUCAGAAGCAGCUGUGGCUCCUGCCCCCAGGAGCGGUGCCGUCAACGCGCACCAGCCCCAGGACCGGGGCCUCAGCACGGGAGGGGGGCCGGCAGUGAGGGCCUUGCUCAUGGUGGCGAGUGCCCAGAGAGGGGAGGAGGGGAGGCCCCUGUGUCCUUGGCCCCGCACAGUCGAGGGGAGGCUGAGGGCAGAAUGACCCACUUUCAGAGUGGCGUGGCUGUGACUGGGAUUGCUUCACAUGGUCAGUCUGCGUAUACAUGUCCGUCUUAAACUCUUCAAAACGGGCUGUUAAACAUCUGUAUCCUGUUUUCAUUAGCUUGUAAGCCAUGGUGUGGGGACCUGCCUAGUUCUCUGAGCCAACAAGUGUGCCCAGAGGCUAAUAAACGGCAGGUGCCUCCAAUAAAUCUGAUUUUAAUACUCAGUGUAAAUGUGUGUGCAAAUACAUCUGGGAAAUGAAAGGUGGGAGCUGAAUUCUAUAUGCAAGUUACACAAUUUCAUAGCCGUUUUGAACUGAGAACCGUAGUGUGACUGUGUUUGCAUGGGUGGCAUGGGGUUUACACGUACAGGAGGUGUGUGCAGUGUGCAGGGAGGACAGCCUAUAUGAGUGCGGUGUGAGGGGGUAUGUGCGUGUGUGGAUGGGGAUGGGGAUGUGGAAGAGAAGUCCCCAUCAAAUCAGGUGGAGACAACACCAGCUAUGUAUUUCAUAGGGCCUGGGUCAGAAUGAAAGCAUGGGACCCCUCGUUCAAAAUUAUUGGGAAUUUCAGGGUAGCGCAGUGCCAAAGCCAGGUUGGCCUUUCUGAGCGCAGAGUCCCACGUGACGUCAUAUGCUAAACACCCACGGAGCCUGCCCAGGCUGGAGAAUGUGGACCUCCGGUCUCCCCUCAGCCUACCUGUGCUGCCCUGGUCUGGAGGAAGGCCGGCUGUUCGGCCUCGUGGGUUUCCAUGGUGCCGCGGAGGUGGUGGAUGUGAAAUGGCUUUGCCAAAGGGGACACCAAACCCAAGCAAGUGCCACAGCCCAAGUCUCAGGGACGACCUAUCUCUAGUCCGGAGCAACGGGGAGGUAUGACUCAAUAUCUGCCCUAUGGUUUGACAAGCCCCAGUUUGGAGCAUCUAGCAGUCUGCCAGGUGACAAGCCACCUUGCUUCUCACAUGCCUCCGUCACACGCAACCUCCUCACACACUCCCACUUCCAGGAGACCAGGUGCGCCAGGUGAGCCACUACUAGGUCAGUUCCCUGGACCACAGGACGACACAGCGCCCAUCCCAGGAGUUGGGAGGCUGUCCACAAAGUUCACUGGCGGAUGGGGCUUCCUGGUCUUGUGGGUGGCCAGACCAUUUCUCUGCGUGCAGGUUUUUCAUGGUGCAAUCUUCUUGGAGACCCACCUGCACUUUACACCUUCCCAGUGACUCCAUUUCCCCCUCCUCUGGGCUUCUGGAAUGACACGAGGGCCCCACCUUAGCCAGGCAGCUGUGAUGAGAGGUGUUGACCCAGCUGCCUCUCUGCUAGCUCACUGUGUCAGGUGGAAGGGGCUGAGACAGCAGCAGGGACUAAGGAUCUUCCGGUAUAGCCAGGGACCCUGGGCACGUCCAGAGGCAGGACUGGGGCCAGGGUCCUCUGGGAGUCAGCCAGGCACUGGGGGAUGAGUGGUACAGGGAACCGAUGAGAAACAGGCUCUGGGCCAGGAAAAACAGCCCCCAGCCACAGGUGUGCCACCAUUCCUGCUCCUCUCUUGUCUUAAUCCCUCUUGCUUGGUGACAGCACUCAGACAGGUCUGGAGCCCGGCAGGGAACACCUGCUGACCCGAGAGUAAGUUUCUGUGGGGGCUGGAGACAGUCACAUGUGUCUGGUUUGUGUGAACCUCACACUCUGGUUCAUUGCAGGAGACAGAGUUAUGAAUGAACCAGAACACCACACUGCAACACGUGCUCAGCCGGGAGUGGGCUCGUGUGUGAGAUGCAGAGGAGAAAGCUCCAUAGAGGGGAUGACAUUUGAAGGAGGUGAUGAAAGUGGGUCCCCCCAACAGCCCCAGUCUCUCUACACAGGCCCAAGUCAGGGUCCAACCCUGGGUCUCACAGAUCUGCCUUCUGGGAAUCCAUGGGGUGGCCCAAGGCAGCCUGCACUCCCCAGCCGGAGGUCACACAGCCAACUUCCUCCAUCCAAAGCCUUCCAGAACCUCACCACUGGCUUUGCCAACAUGGCGGACAUUUCCCCUUCUCAGAACAUAAGGGAGUGAGAUUCCUUGGCUGCUCUUUCCAUGAAUGAGCACAGAAUGGGGGGGGGGGGGGGCGCGGAGCUUGAGGAAGGGGCUCUUGGAAGGUUCCUGGAGGGUGAGAGGGAACAGGAGGGGAGGAGAUGACAUCGGUGGCUCAGAGGUUGGGGCCCGCCCAGUGCUGGAGCUGGAGCCCAUCCGGAUCCUGACAUACACUCCCAGAAGUUCAGGGUUGGCACCAACCCACUUCAGGGCCUUAAUGAGGGUGCUCUGGCCUAGGCCUGCCCCCUUUCCCUCCCCUCCAAGUGCUGACUCUGAAUCAGAUGUGAUCAACGAGGGAAAAAUGACUGUAGCAGUCGAGUUCAUGGUAAAUGCUUUGUGUGUGUGUGUGUGUCCCCUCACUUAAACAAUUUCUGUGCAUUCUUGAUUCUGGGACUAUCCUCUGUCUUUCCCUCUAGAGAAUCUUAUGGGAUUCCAUACUUGGUUUAGAAUGUAUGAGAAACACCUACCCCAGGCCUUGCACAUAGUAAGAGCGUAGUGAAUGUAUGCUCCUUUUCUUUAGCCACUCAAAGUGGCCACUGGGGGUUGAGGGCAAAGGGGCUUCCCCAGGCUAGAAGCUGAUGGGCCUUUGGUCCUUGCCUCCCCCUUCCUUCUCCAGCUGAUGACAGACACCUGGAUGUCAUAACAUACUCUGUGUCCUCAUCUGUUAUUCUCGGACACAAGCUUAACCCUCUGGGGAGGGUACCUGAGUGGGUCCCCUCUGACUGGGACUGGACUUUCUUGCACUGUGGGCUGGCCUGUACCAGUCCCAGGGAUGGAUGCAGAAGGGUGAGGCACUGAUCCUGCUCGUUGGGCAGGAUGCUGGCAGGAGGGCGGGCUGAGCAAGGGCGGGGCUUCCAGAACAAAGGAGAAUGGGGAGCCCUGGGGGCCUAGGCUAGGCAUCAAAAAGGCUCUGCAGAGUGAGCAGGCCAUAGCAGCUGCCUGUCUCCUUGCCCAGCAGUCAGUCAGACAACCUGUGCUGGGCCCCUUCCACCUGCCCCAGGCGGGCAGCAAACAACACUCUGCUCAGAGAGGCCUUGUUCUCCAGCGUGAUUGCGCCCACACUGCUCUGUGGUUUGCUCUACUUGGUGUGGGUUGCUGCUGCAGUUCCAGAGGAGGGCAGAGGGAUGGCAGGGAGUGGAGCCAGGAGCCAGGAAGGCCGUCAGGAGCGUGCCUUGAUCCCGAAGCCCUUUGAUGGGACCAAUGUAGCCCCACACCUCUGGCUGCACCGCUUCGAAGUCAUCAACGAUCUCAACCACUGGGACCAUGCCACCAAACUAAGGUUCCUGAAAGAGUCCCUCAGGGGAGAUGCCCUGGAGCUCUACAGUGGACUCAGCCCCAAGGACCAGGAAGACUAUGGGGCUGUGAGAGAGACCCUCCUGCAGGCCUUCCGGGGGCCCGAGGCCGCCCCCAGCCACCUGCCCAAGGAGAUCGUCUUUGCCAACAGCAUGGGUAAGGGCUACUACCUCAAGGGGAAAAUUGGCGAAGUGCCCGUGAGGUUCCUGGUGGACUCCGGGGCCCAGGUCUCUGUGGUCCACCCCGGCUUGUGGGAGGAGGUCACGGAUGGUGACUUGGACACCCUGCGGCCCUUUGAGAACAUGGUAAAAGUGGCCAAUGGGGCUGAAAUGAAGAUCCUAGGCAUCUGGGAUACAGUGGUGUCCCUGGGGAAGCUGAAGCUGAAGGCAGAGUUCCUCGUGGCCAACGCCAGCACUGAAGAAGCCAUCAUUGGUACCGACGUGCUCCAGGACCACAAUGCCAUCCUGGACUUCGAGCAUCGCACGUGCACCCUGAAGGGGAAGAAGUUCCGCCUCCUGCCUGUUGGAGGGUCCCUGGAAGAUGAGUUCGACCUGGAGCUCAUAGAGGAGGAGCCCUCCUUGGGGGAGGGGGGUCAGGAGCUCUCCUAUUGAGAAGUCCCCUUUUCUUUACCCCCCAAACAUUGGUGGGAAGACCUACCACAGUGGAGGGGAAGGGCAAAUACCCUUAGGGGUCACUGGGUUUUGCCACCUCUCUGGAACCAACUCUUGCCUCCUCCUCUCCCUCCUCCUCCAUCUUCAGGGGCCUUCAUCUGUCCCUGGUUGGGGAGGCUUCCAUCUGAAAAGGCACAGGUGAGGGAGAAUGGGCUGGCUAUCUCAGAGGAAGGGGGAGUCCUCAUGGGUGGUCAAGCUGCUAUUGGUGGCAAAGAUUUAAGGCUGGAAGGUUCCGAGAAGGCUAGAAAUAGUCGACUGUCUUUCAGAGAGGACUGAGGUACCUCUUCAUAUCCUCUGAGAUGUGGCUUAGUCACCUCCAGCUCCAUGCAGUCCUUCUCAGUUGGGCUGGGUCCUGGCUGCAGGGUCCUCACAAGCAAGACCCACUCUUGCAGGUGAGGGUCAGAGCUGCUCUGGGAGUCUUCCCUGUUGGGUCUUCCCACCUCCCUGUAUGAUAUAAUUUCCUUCUGUCAUUUGCUCUGAAACUCAUUGAGCCUUAUGCCAAUAAUUCAUUACUUAAAAAACCAAUAAAAAUUGACUCAUGGAAAAACCAUGUAAUGUGUUGAUUAGGGAUGAAUGGAAUGGAUGUGAGCGGCUGGGUAAAACAGGGAGAAAAUGUCAAAGAGAUGGAAGAUCCAAGUGCUCUGUGAGUGAUUAGCCUGG